AUGUGUCUGGUCAUAUAUGAAGCAUUAGUAGGGGGGAAAUCCUUUGUAAAGUCAAAACUAAGUUUCCCAGAGGAUAAGCCCUCAUAUGACAAAGACAUGAAGUCUGCCAACCAUUUCAUUUCAUUUUAUUACUUGCUACUAUCAUUCUCUUUAAGCCAAACCGAGAAACUCUUCCACACCCGGGAUCAGUCAGAUGUACAAAGUUCUUCUCUUCAGCAAGCCGAGCUGGUUACAGAUCUGAUCUCUGCACAGCAAUAUUUAGUAAAAUAUGGCUGGACAGAACCCGUUGCCUGGGAUUUAUCAAGUACACGUGAUAACGAACCUCUGAAAGAUUUCACUCUGAUGCAGGAGGGUAUAACUGACUCAAGACUUGAUGAGCCGCCAAAAAGUCCUUCAUUAAUUAAUGCACUCAAACGAUUUCAAAAGCUAAAUAAUUUGCCCACCACUGGGAGAUUGGAUGAUGCUACCAUCAAUGCUAUGAAUAAGCCAAGGUGUGGAGUACCAGACAACCAGAUCACGAAAACCAACCCAGAGAAACAAGAAACAGAAAAGUUAUCUGAGAACAAAACAAGACCAUUAAACAACUCAAGUUCAGAUCCACCAAAAAUCCGGAAAAAGAGGUUCUUGGAUCUGCUAAUGACUUCAGACCAGUAUAGAAAAGAACAGGAGGUCAUCAAAGAAGGUGGAGAAAAGGCAUUUAACAAAAAACUUCUCAAAUGGAGAAUGAUUGGAGAAGGAUACAGCAGUCAGCUUUCAAUUAAUGAGCAGAGAUACGUUUUCAGACUAGCAUUUCGAAUGUGGAGUGAAGUUAUGCCUUUGGAUUUUGAAGAAGAUAAUACUUCUCCAAUAUCUCAAAUAGACAUCAAGCUAGGAUUUGGCCGAGGCCGUCACUUGGGGUGUUCACAGGCUUUUGAUGGCUCAGGGCAGGAGUUUGCACAUGCCUGGUUUCUGGGUGAUAUACACUUUGAUGAUGAUGAGCACUUCACAGCUCCCAGCAGUGACAAUGGGAUCAGUCUCCUUAAAGUUGCAGUCCAUGAAAUUGGCCAUGUUCUUGGGUUAUCUCAUAUCUAUAGGACUGGAUCAAUAAUGCAACCCAAUUAUAUUCCACAAGAAUCUGGCUUUGAAUUGGACUGGUCUGACAGAAAAGCAGUACAAAAUCUUUAUGGUUCAUGUGAAGGACCUUUUGACACAGUCUUUGAUUGGAUUCGUAAAGAGAGGAACCAAUUUGGAGAACUAGUUGUUAGAUACAACACAUACUUUUUCCGUGAUGGCUGGUAUUGGAUGUAUGAAAAUCGUAAAAACAGAACACGAUAUGGGGAUCCAAUUUCAGUCUCUACAGGAUGGAGUGGAAUUCCAACACAAAAUAUUGAUGCUUUUGUUCAUGUUUGGACUUGGACCAAAGACGCCAGCUAUUUCUUCAGAGGGACGCAAUUCUGGCAUUACGACAGUGAAAACGACAGAGCAUAUGCAGAGGACACAGAGGGAAAGACUUACCCCAGGUUAAUAUCUGAGGGCUUUCCUGGAAUUCCAAGUCCAAUUGACACGGCCUUUUUUGAUAGAAGAACCCAGUAUAUUUACUUCUUCAAAGGUUUGCAGGUUUAUGCUUAUGAUGUCCACAGGGACAGAGUUGUGCUAAACUUUCCCAAAAGGAUUGUAGACGUUUUCCCAGCGGUUGCAGCGAAUAACCACCCUAAGGGAAACAUAAACGCUGCCUAUUACUCGUACACGCACAGUUCUCUCUUUCUGUUUAAAGGGAAAGAAUUCUGGAAAGUGGCAAAUGAUAAAGACAGGAGACAAAAUCCAUCUCUUCCCUACAAUGGGCUGCUUCCCAAAAGAAAAACAUCAGAGCAGUGGUUUGACAUCUGUAACGUCCAUUCAUCCUUACUUAAGCUGUGA
Messenger RNA from Bombina bombina (fire-bellied toad), 1896 nucleotides. RefSeq names its product matrix metallopeptidase 21 (gene MMP21). NCBI's taxonomy places the organism in Eukaryota, Metazoa, Chordata, Amphibia, Anura, Bombinatoridae. The coding region runs from base 1 to 1896 and encodes 631 amino acids. The transcript is spliced from 7 exons. The record is from RefSeq and is a predicted model, not a curated record. Gene Ontology annotation, biological process: extracellular matrix organization; proteolysis; collagen catabolic process. Gene Ontology annotation, molecular function: zinc ion binding; metalloendopeptidase activity. Gene Ontology annotation, cellular component: extracellular matrix.